AUGAAUUAGGACCAACUUUAAUUCGAUUUCUAGUUGAAAGCCUUAUUCAUGUUUAAUCCUUUGGCAAUCCCUACAGUUCCAAAGCCUUCCGAACAAGUAAUCUGA
Messenger RNA from Paramecium tetraurelia, 105 nucleotides. RefSeq lists its product as uncharacterized. NCBI's taxonomy places the organism in Eukaryota, Ciliophora, Oligohymenophorea, Peniculida, Parameciidae. The record is from RefSeq and is a predicted model, not a curated record. The transcript has a single exon.